This is a messenger RNA of Trichoplusia ni (cabbage looper), 1673 nucleotides long. RefSeq lists its product as uncharacterized. The coding region runs from base 150 to 881 and encodes 243 amino acids. The record is from RefSeq and is a predicted model, not a curated record. Gene Ontology annotation, biological process: regulation of tube size, open tracheal system; septate junction assembly. NCBI's taxonomy places the organism in Eukaryota, Metazoa, Arthropoda, Insecta, Lepidoptera, Noctuidae. Gene Ontology annotation, cellular component: septate junction; membrane. The transcript is spliced from 5 exons.
AGACAUGCAAUGAAUGAAAUGAAAUGUCAAAUUUGUUAGCAGUUGAAGAAGCUUGAUGCUUGUUUUCUUUAUAUUACUUGUGUACAAAAGAUCUAUUUUCAGUAUUGUUGAGUAUUUUUUUGGUAGUUUUGUUAUUUAAAGAAACGACAAUGACGGCUGCCGAUAAUGAGUAUCCGAAGGCUUCAAAUGCCACUCUCAUCGGUGCUAGCAUCACUUACGUUGCAGGCUUAUUUUUACUUCUGUCGUUUGCCGGCCCGUAUUGGAUUGAAUCGUAUCCGGAAAUGUUUUCGAGCUUCAAACACAUGGGCUUGUGGGAAUAUUGUUUUGAUCGUUUUAGAUUCCCUUCUUAUCAAUUCGAUAAGUUGUUCCAUGGUUGCCACUACAUUUUUAGCCAGGAGUUCUAUGUGAUCCGUGAAUGGCUGCUGCCUGGUUGGUUGAUGGCAGUACAGUCAUUUGUUACUCUGGCUCUGAUGCUGUCCUUUACAUCUCAAGUGUUGCUGGCUUGUGUCAUAGUGCGCUGGCCACUCCGCACCGUCUUGAGAUAUGAAUGGAUAUUUGUGACUUCUGCUUUUAUUAUGGUGGCUAUAUCAAGUGUAUUCUUGUUUUUGGCAGUAGCCAUAUUUGGAGGUAAUUGUUACCGACGCGACUGGCUCCUAUAUCCUUCCUUCAAUGUGUUGUCAUGGUCUUAUGCCUUUGCUGUGGUUGCAUUUAUAUUGUUUGGUAUUGCAGCUAUCCUGCUUUAUUUAGAGUCGAGAAAACUUUAUGAAUUGCGCGCGGAAGCUAAGAAUUUAGUAGCUCAGAUGCAACAUAGCCAGCCUGAACAUGCGCUACACCAGUUGCGCGAUCAGUUGCAGCAACAACGUCAACUCGGUUACAUGUAAACUAGAAAUAUUUUAUUUAAAAAAAAUAUGAAUUCACACAUUCUCUUUAACACUUGGUAUUGAUUAUGAACUUUUAAAUCUCUAUGCAUAACCUUUUUGAGAUCACCUACUUGCUUCUUUCUUCUGAUUCACUUAAUAUUGUAAUGACGAAAGCAGGUAAAAGAGAUCGAAUCUCAGGAGUGAUACUUAUAAUAAGAAGCAUUCCUUAUUUUUUUUAAUUUUACAUAAUGAUGGUGAUUUAUUACCUCUACAUGCUGCCUUUACGUCUUUGAACACGAAAGGCUAUUUAGUGGUACCAACUUUCGCCCACUGAAUUAAUUAUUAAUUAAUAUUUUAUUUUUAAACAAUAAUUUGAUAAUACUUAAUGAAAAAAAUCAUAUUAUAAUUCCUCAUCGGUAAUACGUAUUGCCAGUGUUUUUACUUUGAUUUAUGUACUUUAAUACAACAAACUAUAAUUAAGUGCACUUCUAAGUAAAAUGUACAAGAAGUAUUUUAUUUCUCAUUUUUGUAUUUUGGAUUAUGUAAUAAGUUUUGUAUUUUUACUUUUAAGAAUGGUAUGUUGGUAAGAUGGUCAUUUUUUUUAGCAAAGGUAGAUUGCAUUGUUCAAAAAGCCCAAAUCAUGAAUAACGCUGAAAUGAAACAAGUGCCUUGUUAAAAAAAUCUUAAGUUAACGAAAUAUUGUUAUACUAGUAAAUAUAACGUAUCCGUCCGAAUAAUAAUCUCAUUUGAAAAGCCAUUCCAAGGAUGAGCCCAGAUUGUACUGAUAAUUUUAAAUAAAUAUAUUUUAAUGAU